GGAAUGCGUGUUUAAUCCAUAUCCAUCCGUUCACUGUGAGGGUGUCUCUAGACCCCCGAGGCCUCAGUACUUUUCCUGCUAUCGCGUAGCCCCCCCAGGAGAGAGGCCCCGAUGCGCCCGAUGUGUUUUACUCCCUUAUCCCAAGGAUGCCGUACAGGGGAAGGGCGGUGGGCACUGGUGUAUGGGAAGUCGGAAUAGGGAGAGUACGGAUCCUCUAAGCGGUGGUUUUUUGUAGUCUGUUUCUCCUUGUAACCACCGCAGAACAUUUAGACUCUGCUUGUCCACUGGCAGGUUGAUUUAGACCCGCCAAAAUGAAGUUCAAUCCUUUUGUGACUUCUGACCGGAGCAAGAACCGUAAGAGGCAUUUCAAUGCACCUUCCCACAUUCGUAGGAAGAUUAUGUCUUCCCCUCUUUCCAAAGAGCUGAGACAGAAGUACAAUGUGCGAUCCAUGCCCAUCCGGAAGGACGAUGAGGUUCAGGUUGUGAGGGGACACUACAAAGGUCAGCAAAUUGGCAAAGUAGUCCAGGUUUACAGGAAGAAAUAUGUUAUCUACAUUGAACGAGUCCAGCGGGAGAAGGCAAAUGGCACAACUGUCCAUGUGGGCAUUCACCCCAGUAAGGUGGUUAUCACCAGGCUAAAACUGGACAAAGAUCGCAAAAAGAUCCUUGAACGCAAAGCCAAGUCUCGCCAAGUAGGAAAGGAGAAGGGCAAAUAUAAGGAAGAAACGCUUGAGAAGAUGCAGGAAUAAAGUUAUAUACAACUUGAUUAAAAACUGUAAAAUGAAGACUGCA
This is a messenger RNA of Sorex araneus (European shrew), 792 nucleotides long. It is a transcript of the gene RPL26, whose product is annotated as ribosomal protein L26. Gene Ontology annotation, biological process: ribosomal large subunit biogenesis; cytoplasmic translation. Lineage: Eukaryota; Metazoa; Chordata; Mammalia; Eulipotyphla; Soricidae. Bases 312 to 749 code for a protein of 145 amino acids. The transcript has 4 exons. Gene Ontology annotation, cellular component: ribosome; cytosolic large ribosomal subunit. Gene Ontology annotation, molecular function: RNA binding; structural constituent of ribosome. The record is from RefSeq and is a predicted model, not a curated record.